GCUUUGCCAGCACGCAUCAAACACCCAACGAGCCGUCGCCAACAUGAGAACCUACGACGACACCUUCAGUGGUCAGAAGAUCUAUCCGGGCAAGGGCAAGCUCUUCGUCCGCUCAGACAGCAAGAUCUUCCGUUUCCAGAACGGUAAGAGUGAGUCGCUCUUCCUGCAGCGCAAGAACCCACGUCGCAUCGCAUGGACUGUUCUGUGCAGAAGACAGCGCCGCAAGGGUAUCUCUGAGGAGCAAGCCAAGACCCGCCGCCGCAAGCAGGUCAAGGCUCAGCGUGCCGUCGUUGGUGCUUCCCUCGAUGUCAUCAAGGAGCGCCGUUCGAUGAGGCCCGAGGCCCGCUCUGCUGCUCGCAAGCAGGCCAUUGAGGAGGGCAAGAAGAAGCGUGCCGCUACCCAGAGCGAGAAGAAGGCCGAGAAGGCUAAGACUGCCGCGAAGACUGCUGCUGGCGCCACCACUGGCCGCAACGUCAGCAAGCAGGGCGCUAAGGGUUCCGCACCAAAGGUCAAGGCCACUACCCGCUAAUUUUCUGCGAGCUUGACACUUUUAUGGGCACUCGGGAUGAGGUACGGGAGUGCGAGGCCCUCGUGUGCUACACCAGAUAGUGGCAGAUGACGGGGCUGGAUUUCUAGGCAUGAGACAAAUCCAUCAACGAAGCUUCCAAAGAUACCCAGUUAUUACCUUUUCAUGAAUGGCUUUCGUAUUGUGGACAAGUG
Messenger RNA from Pseudocercospora fijiensis CIRAD86, 720 nucleotides. RefSeq lists its product as uncharacterized. Bases 44 to 529 code for a protein of 161 amino acids. NCBI's taxonomy places the organism in Eukaryota, Fungi, Ascomycota, Dothideomycetes, Mycosphaerellales, Mycosphaerellaceae. The record is from RefSeq and is a predicted model, not a curated record. The transcript is spliced from 4 exons. Gene Ontology annotation, biological process: cytoplasmic translation. Gene Ontology annotation, cellular component: cytosolic large ribosomal subunit. Gene Ontology annotation, molecular function: mRNA binding; structural constituent of ribosome.